UCUACCUGUGUUACUCUCUUUCCCUGUCUUCUCAGCGCCUCCAGGAAGUGUCUCCAUCAGCUUUGUAAACCACACUGAGAUGAUGUUUGAGAAUCAGCAGUACACCCUGCAGUGUAGCGUACAGAACGUAGCUCCUGUUCAAAGCCUCAAGGUGACCUUCUACAGAGGAAACACAGCACUGGGUCACCUACGGUCCAACAGUGAACAGAAGAAACCAGUGAAUGAGACCUUCACCCUGAACAUCACUCCCAGUAGAGAAGAUGAUGGAGCUCAGUACUGGUGCGAAGCCAAGCUGGAGCUGGGACCAGCUGGUCCACAGCGCCCUCCAGUGGUGACAUCAGAAAAACUCCCUGCUCUAGUUCACUAUGGGCCUGAGCUAAAGGAGCCACCAAAUCCAGAUGUGAUCACAAUCACAGAAGGAGACACUCUACCCCUGAACUGCUCCUCUGUGGGAAACCCCUACAGUGGCAGCGUUCUCACUAUUAAAUCUGUUGGCUUUGAGCAUGAAGGACAGUAUAUCUGCACUGUGAGAAACACAGUAGGGACUGUCACCAAGGAGUUUAACAUUGAUGUGCAAGUCAACUCCACCCCAUAUAUAAUAUCUGGGACAAUACUGGGAGCUCUGGUCCUUGUCGGACUGUCAGUGGGAUGGUACUGCAAACACAACUGUAUGGGACACAGCAAACUCAGUAAAAUCAUCGUUACUGACAGCUGA
This is a messenger RNA of Pundamilia nyererei, 715 nucleotides long. Its product is annotated as fibroblast growth factor receptor-like. The record is from RefSeq and is a predicted model, not a curated record. Gene Ontology annotation, molecular function: integrin binding. NCBI's taxonomy places the organism in Eukaryota, Metazoa, Chordata, Actinopteri, Cichliformes, Cichlidae. The transcript has 3 exons. Gene Ontology annotation, biological process: cell adhesion. The coding region runs from base 80 to 715 and encodes 211 amino acids. Gene Ontology annotation, cellular component: plasma membrane.